Haliaeetus leucocephalus (bald eagle) is the source of this 684-nucleotide messenger RNA. RefSeq names its product SRR1 domain containing (gene SRRD). NCBI's taxonomy places the organism in Eukaryota, Metazoa, Chordata, Aves, Accipitriformes, Accipitridae. The transcript is spliced from 4 exons. Gene Ontology annotation, cellular component: cytoplasm; nucleus. Gene Ontology annotation, biological process: microtubule-based process. The annotation marks the transcript as partial. The record is from RefSeq and is a predicted model, not a curated record.
GUUUACACGCAGGAGGGGAAACACGGCAUUGAGGGAUCGGCCACGCUGUUUUACAUGGUGCACUGUGGGAAAGCCUUGUACAACAACCUGCUGUGGAGGAACUGGUCUGAACGGGCUCUGUCCAAAAUGGUCAUCAUUGGGAACAGCUUUAAAGGAAUGGAGGAAAGAGUAUUGUCAGCAAUAUUGGAGAGAGAUUAUUCUUACAUAGCAAAGGUCUUGAAAGGGACAGAGGAGGUGGCGCUCCCCGCUCACCCUCGCUACCUCGACACCUUUAAUGACACCUCCGUCCACUGGUUUCCCUUGCAUAAGCUGAAGGAACUCUCCCCUGAGGUCUGGGACUUUGUGGAGGAGCCAAGGUACCAAGACUGCGACGACUUGGAGAUCAUCAGAAAGGACGACAGAGCUGAUGGGUGCAGUUCCGUUGCCGCCGAGUCCUGACCACUCUCAGCGGCAGCUGGGGGGGGGGGCUCGGGGCUGCCUCUCUUCCCCCAGCAGCUUCUGCACAGCCAAGAUGUAGCUGAAGCACCGACAGUGUCAUUGUGCUCCACCAAAAGUGGCAACACCUGAACACUUGAGCAUGAUGGGAUAUUUUUGUAUCUUAAUUAUUUAAUAAAAGGUCCUUGAAGUUCAUUGGCACAGAGCUGGCAGCCAUGCCGAUGCCACGCUGGGCCAUGUUUUCAGCCU